AUGACCGAACGCAAAGUCCUAAAUAAAUAUUUUCCUCCAGACUAUGAUCCUUCAAAAAUACCUCGUCUUAGAAGAGGCGACCGACGUAAACAGUUUAAUAUUAGAACAAUGGCUCCAUUUAACAUGAGGUGCAAUACGUGCAAUGGUUAUAUAUACAAAGCUAAAAAAUUCAAUUCGCGAAUGGAAACUGCAGAAAAUGUAGAUUACUUGGGCCUAAGACACUAUCGGUUUUACAUACGAUGUCCUUUGUGUUGUGCUGAGAUUAUCUGGCGUACUGAUUUAGAAAGCGGGGAUUACGUCCUAGAAAGUGGGGCUAAAAGAAACUUCGAAGCAUUAAAAACGGCUGAAGAACUGGAAGCUAAACGUCAAGCUGAAGAGGAAGAGGAACUUGCUAACAACCCAAUGAAAUUAUUGGAAAAGAGAACUGAUCAAAGCAAACAAGAGAUGGAAAUGGUCGAAGUAAUCGAAGACUUGAAACAGUUAAAUCAACGUCAAGCCACCAUGGAAGCAGAUCAUGUUCUUUUGAGGCAAAUGUGGCGAGAAGAAGAAGCUGUCAAGGAGGCUGAAAAAGAAGCAGACGAUGCACUAAUAAAGGAAUUACUUGCUUCAAAAUCCGAGAAAGUCCACUCAUUACCAUUGGAGUUUGGAGGUGAAAAUUCCUCUAAGCCGAUCAGAAUACCAGCUUUGAAAGAUCUUAUGAAAGUCAAUAGAAAGGAACCAGUAGAAAUUGGGAAAUCCUAUCUAAAGCGACAACUUCAAGGUGUUUUACGGGUGCAAAAGAGGUCAGUAUCAGAAACUAAAAUUCCAAAGCUUGAUGGUGAUUCAAAUUCCUCAAUGAAUAAUUCGUUAACAAAUGAUAAAUCAAAAGAUAGUAAUGCUAAUCAACAGGUAUCAUGUACCAGUAAUGAUAAUACUCAGCCGUGUCAACCAUUACCUGGAAUGGUUUAUUCAGACCAUAGUGAUAGUGAUUGAGACAGGAAAAGGAUAACUGUAAAUA
Schistosoma mattheei is the source of this 997-nucleotide messenger RNA. The record is from the annotation of a GenBank genome assembly. NCBI's taxonomy places the organism in Eukaryota, Metazoa, Platyhelminthes, Trematoda, Strigeidida, Schistosomatidae.